CGCAGCCGCGUCCAUGACCGCGACCCCCGGGCCGGGGACUCCCGCCGCCGCCGCCGCCGGCCCUCGGCCCUGUCGCCGCUCGCCGCCCGCGCCCACUGAGAAAGACAGGACCGACGCCAAUGUGAGAAUGGCUGUGACCGUGGAAGAAGCUCCGUGGUUGGGCUGGACCGUAGCGAAAGCCCUGAUGAGAUUUGCCUUCAUGGUCGCCAACAACCUGGUUGCUAUCCCAUCCUACAUCUGCUAUGUAAUUGUACUGCAGCCCCUCCGAGUGCUGGACAGUAAGCGCUUCUGGUAUAUCGAGGGACUCAUGUACAAAUGGCUUUUAGGAAUGGUGGCUUCUUGGGGAUGGUAUGCAGGAUACACAGUGAUGGAAUGGGGGGAAGAUAUUAAAGCAAUCUCUAAUGAUGAAGCAGUGAUGUUGGUGAACCACCAGGCAACUGGAGAUGUGUGUACAUUGAUGAUGUGCCUACAGGACAAAGGACCGGUUGUUGCUCAGAUGAUGUGGCUGAUGGAUCAUAUUUUCAAGUACACAAACUUUGGAAUUGUUUCUCUGAUUCAUGGGGACUUCUUUAUAAGACAGGGAAGAUCCUAUCGUGACCAACAGUUACUGGUUCUCAAGAAGCACCUAGAACAUAAUUAUAGGAGCAGAGAUCGAAAAUGGAUUGUUUUGUUUCCUGAAGGGGGCUUUCUCAGGAAGAGGAGAGAAACAAGCCAGGCAUUUGCCAAGAAAAAUAACUUGCCAUUUCUUACACAUGUCACUUUGCCAAGGUUUGGGGCAACAAACAUUAUACUGAAUGCACUUGUAGCGCGGCAGGAAAAUGGAAGCCCAGCAGGAGGAGACGCUAGAGGGUUAGAAUGCAAAUCAAGAGGCCUCCAAUGGAUAAUAGAUACAACCAUAGCUUAUCCCAAAGCUGAACCAAUAGAUAUUCAGACCUGGAUCCUUGGAUACAGGAAACCAACAGUCACUCAUGUUCAUUACAGGAUUUUUCCAAUUAAAGAUGUGCCCUUGGAGACUGAUGACCUCACCAGUUGGCUCUAUCAACGGUUUAUUGAAAAGGAGGACCUCUUGUCACAUUUUUACAAAACAGGGGCCUUUCCUCCUCUCCAGGGCCAGAAGGAAGCUGUUUCCAGGGAGAUGACCCUCAGCAACAUGUGGAUAUUCCUCAUUCAGUCCUUCGCGUUUUUGUCAGGCUACCUGUGGUACCACAUCAUUCAGUAUUUUUACCAUUGCCUAUUUUAGGAACUGACUUGGACUUACCACAUAGGAGUUCAGACUUCAUACAUGUGCAUUAUUUUACAUGUGCAAAUCUAAAUAUAUAAAUCAAAAUAUAUAAAAAGCAAAGGAAAUUCAAAUGGAUGGAUUAAUGUUUAUCCCCCUUUGGGAUAUUUUAAAACUCUACUACAAUGAGGAUCAGUAAUACAAUGAUGUGCUAAUAUA
This is a messenger RNA of Peromyscus eremicus (cactus mouse), 1438 nucleotides long. It is a transcript of the gene Lpgat1, whose product is annotated as lysophosphatidylglycerol acyltransferase 1. NCBI's taxonomy places the organism in Eukaryota, Metazoa, Chordata, Mammalia, Rodentia, Cricetidae. The transcript has 8 exons. Gene Ontology annotation, molecular function: acyltransferase activity. The record is from RefSeq and is a predicted model, not a curated record. Gene Ontology annotation, cellular component: endomembrane system. Bases 14 to 1240 code for a protein of 408 amino acids.